AUGGACUGCAAAACAAUUGGCACAUUGACUACAGGAGAAAUUGACUGUAAUGACCUCAGAAAUAACCUUAUUAUCAACAAGGAUAAACCUGCCAUCAUCAAUCUUACUAUAGGAACGACUUUCAAAGGAGGUAUCGACAACCUUGAUCUUGUCUUGGAAACGUUAGAAGAAUGUGGGUUCUCGAAAGAUCGAUUUUAUAUACAUUGCGAUGCAGCAUUAUACGGCCUCAUUUCCCCUUUCGCUGAGAAGGAUCCGAUGUUUAGCUUCAACAAACCUAUUGGAAGCGUAAGUGUAUCGGCCCACAAGCUAUUAGGUUCCCCAAUGCCUUGUGGCGUUCUAAUCGCUAGGAAAAAGUACACGAAAGCCGUCACAGCAAGUAUCGAGUGUAUUUCCACUCUGGAUAACACGAUAUCAGGAAGCAGAAACGGACAUGCACCAAUCUUUAUGUGGUACACCAUAAGCAUGAAGGGCCAAUUAGGGAUUGAACGCGAAGUUAAGAAUUGCUUAACGAAAGCCCAAUACUUUAGAGAUCUGUUGAAAAACGCAGGGAUCAGUAACAUGCUAAACGAUAUGAGUAUUAUCGUCGUUUUCGAGCGUCCGUUGAAUCGUGAAAUAAUCGAACAUUGGCAAAUUGCGUGCGAAGGGAACUUGGCGCAUGUUGUUGUGAUGCCCCAUAUUACGACCAAAAUGUUAGACGAUUUCGUGGAGGAUCUUGUUCGGGAAAGAACAAUUUUGCGCGAAAUCGGCAAAAUCGAGCCUCCUUGCCUUGCAAAUGAUAUAGGGACUAGUAACUGUGCUUGCUUAAUACAUGGCUAG
Molecule: messenger RNA, 816 nt
Organism: Striga hermonthica
Lineage: Eukaryota; Viridiplantae; Streptophyta; Magnoliopsida; Lamiales; Orobanchaceae
Source: the annotation of a GenBank genome assembly